Didymosphaeria variabile is the source of this 1218-nucleotide messenger RNA. RefSeq lists its product as uncharacterized. NCBI's taxonomy places the organism in Eukaryota, Fungi, Ascomycota, Dothideomycetes, Pleosporales, Didymosphaeriaceae. The transcript has a single exon. The record is from RefSeq and is a predicted model, not a curated record. The coding region runs from base 1 to 1218 and encodes 405 amino acids.
AUGACGGCCCAUAACCACACCUCCACGCUUCCCUCUCCCCCUACCCGUUCGACCGCCGCCGCCGCCGACGACCUUGUUCCCCGCCUGCAGGCACUCGCGACCUCGAGCCCCGUUACACAAGAGAAGGCCUCAGGCUCGCUGAACAUUCCCGCCAGCACCGUCUCUCACAAAGAAGCUGUGGCUCUUAAAAAGGAUUCGGCGACUACACAAAGCACCACCGACGUCCGCAUCGAGCAACCACCGUCUCCAAAAGAAGAGAUUCCAGCUGGUACUGUUCUAGCCAUGGGCAAAGCAAUGGGCAGUCCUACCUCCGAGCGGAGGCCAUCGACCCCUCGCGCGCAGACGGAACCCUCGCCCUCUUUCGACGCGCUCCCUACGCAUACACCCCGGGCUCGCAACCGCUCACCCUAUUCGCGAUCGCACCUGCGUUCUUCGAGCGGUAGCUCAGUGACCGCCCCGCCUAUGAUGCGGGCGCACUCUCUCCCGACUGUCAUCAACCCUACCGGCCACCUUGCCCUGUCGCCUUCACCGAUGCCUGCUCGACCUUCCUCACCGCUUCGCUCUCCCAAGCGCACAAGGAGCCCUCGCGGCCAGCCCACGCUCUACGAAGAUUCGUACGCACACUCCGGAGCACCCAGCGUGUGCGACAUCUCCGAGGAUGCGGAGCUUGAAUUAACCCCCCAGGUGGGCGCCGUUCAGCCUUCGCCCAUCUCGAGCUUGUACAGCAGCACCGGCUCUCUGUCCAGGCGAAGGAGGCCUGCCUCUCCGCUUCACCAAGUCUCCUUCGGUGGAGCGCCCAUGGCACCCCCAGUCCGUACGCCUACCUCUGGCUCCCCGUCUCCGUUGCUGUCAGCCACCAAGUUCAACGAACCAUUCCCUGGCACGAGCUCGCACUAUUCCUCCUCGCUUCCUUCGUCGUCUGUACCGUCUACCCCGACUUCGAUGCGUUCCCGCAGCCCUUCGAUCUCUUCCCUUGAGACCAUACCAGAUAGUCCAGACGCGGAAGAGGAGGCCAUCGAGGCAGACCGCAUUGCCAAGUUAAAGGCUGCCGCUGAUCGCGAGGAAGAGCGAGAGGGAGGUAGGCGAUCAAGCCUCGACGUUCCUGGGGGUAGCGGACGAGCCUUUGGGUUCGGCAAGCGGGACUCCAGGAAACGGUGGAGUGUCUGCGGUGCUGAAAGGCGCGGAGACCUUGAUCUGGAGACGAUCUGGGAAGACUAA